AGUGAGUGUUAUCUGUGGUCUAAAUAGACGUUGACUGUUACAAUAAAACACAAAUAAUACAAGUGCUGUUUUUUAUUCUGUCAAAUACACUCAGCCAUGAACACAGCUAAUCACAAUUGGCUUAAAAAAGAAUAUGAGUGUCCAGUACAAACCUGAGUAGGUGGAGCUACAAAAUGGAUCAUAACAGACUCGCUAGCUAGGAGAUUGGAAUGAACUCACAAUUAUUGCCAUGGAGCUCUACAAAUGUAAACCCAUGCUCCGACACUUCGAAGACAGUAGCUCCUUAUGGUGCAUACUCUUCACACUUGCAGUCAAUAACACAACCUCAUCAGUGGAGACAGCCCGCAGUUGGAUAUGACACAACAGAAGUGGUGCCAUUACCACCACAUUCCAUUACAGCCAGCAUGAUUGACCCCUGCUACACUUCUCCAUCUGCAAUCGCCACAGAACCAGUGAAGUUUCCAAAUUUAGUUAACAGACCGAACAGAGAUCAAUCUCAUGUGGCGCGGGCUGCUAUUUACUCCCGCUUCACUCCUCAUGAAUGGACGCAAAGCAAUCUCAACUACUUCAAUGAAGCCGAUACCAAUCGUAAUUUAUCAGAGAGGUUACGAUGUGAUGCUCUCCGUGUUAUGAGGGAAACAGAUGAAAAAACAGCCAUAGGACAGCGAGAUACAGGUCGGAGAAUCGGUGAGCGAAUAACUGACAUUACUUUUUGGAAAAACGAAUUGACUACUGAGUUGGAACGCAUGAUAACUGAAAGUAACCUACUCCAAGAUAUGCGGCGUGCGUUGGAGAAGGCAAUCGCAGACUGUGACCCUCCUUUACACAUAGCACAGGAAUGUUUGUACCAUCGAGAAGGAAGACAAGGCAUUGAUCUUGUUCAUGACCAAGCUGAGCAAACGAUACUGAAAGAAAUUGAAUCACUGCGAUACUGUCAAGAACGUCUUAAUAGCUUGCAUAAAAAAGUUCUUGAGCAAUUACAGAACAACAGAGCAUCUCAACAUGAAUUGGAAACAGACGUGCGGAGCAAAGAAUCUGCCUUAGGAGUUGAUUCUUUAUGUCACCAACUGACAAAUUACUCGAGAGGAAUCAAUUAUUACAGUGGGAUAGAAAAAUUUGACCCUACAGUCUCAGUACCUGAAUCUUGGGCAGAACAUUCAAACCGUAUCAUUCAGCGAUCUCAGAACCAACGAAUGAAAUCCAUGCAACUUAGGACAGACUCUGAUAAUUGUAUCAAUGAUUGUGCAAACGAAAUAUGGAAUCGCUGGAAUGCCACAAAUUCUUCUCUAGCAAGGCGGGCAAAUGAGAUGCUAGAAACCAAGAAUAAACUUCAAAUGCAUUUGCAUAAGGUGCAACAAGAAAUAUUUGAUGUUGAAAAGAACAUCGAGCUUUUGCGAAAAGCAAUCAUGGAUAAGAGCAAUCCGCUGAAAGUAGCGCAAACAAGAUUAGAAGCUCGCACACACAGAAAAGACAUAGAACUCUGCCGGGAUCCAGUGCAAAGCAGACUGAUGUCGGAGGUACAAGAAAUACAAACAAGCUUAGACAAUCUCCAUCAAAAAUUAGCACAUGCCGAAAAUCAACAUCAACAACUACUGAGAACCAAGUCAAAUCUCGAAAGCGACCUGCACAUCAAAGUCAACUCAUUAUUCAUCGACCGAGAAAAAUGCCUAGGAAUGCGACGCAGUUUUCCUAUAUCUGCUACAGUUAAGUAUUAAGUCACGAUUUAAGGUUUAUCAAUCCUGAUUCUUGACUUAUCUAUUUUAUUUUUAACUAAAAAAAAGUAGAGUGUCACACAUAAAAAUAAUCUCAAGGUUCCUUUCAAAUCUCUCUUUCAUUGCCACAAAUAAAUCAGGCAACUUGCAGGGUGAUGUCUGGAUACUUUUUUGUAAGAGCCUUCUUCUCGUUCAUGAUUGGCAAGGACUACCACUUCAAAAUUUCACUUAGGGCCGUUUGAUAUCCUUUAACGGAUAAAUGGCACGAAAAAUUGAAGGUAUCAGAGCUUCAGAACCAAUUUUUUCACAGCCUUUUUUGAUGCAAAAUAAUUCAAUGAAAUAAUUUCAGCCCCCCAAAAUUCCCUUUAGAAAUAUUUUGGGUGCCCUCAUUGUAUGACAGGAAGGGUACGUUCUGACUUCAUAUUCAGACUCCAUGACAAGGAAUGAGAACUUCAUGUUUCAAGCAAUUUUUUCCUGAACCAUCUUUUUCCGGAAUCAUGGGGCAUUUUUCAAUCAGAUGUAUUAGGCACCCAGCCCAUCUUCUUUCAAGUUUUUGAAUAAAUUUGAAAGGAGAUUUGAAGGCUGACUCACAGGCCAGAUUAGUCAAAUCUCUUUGGAUGAGACAAGCAACCACUCUGGGCUUCAAAAUAAGGAAGCCACCAUCCCCCAAAAAUUUUGAGGUUUCAUAAUCUAUAAUUGAAGAAUUUCAAACGGCAAAGGUAUAUUUUGACUUUAGAUUUCAUUCUAUAUGAAAAAUUUCAUUAGAUCACAUUGAUUGUAUCCAAAGAUUCCCUAAAAUUCAAUAAGGACCAGACUUCGUUCUAAUUACCCACUUGAAUGGCCCAGGCCCAGUGUCCGUACCUUCUGGUUGAAAAUUUUAUAAAAACAUCCGAAAAAUGCCCUAGCAGUCAAAGAAAGGAAAGGCUUUCGGAAAAAACACCUGGAACAAAAUAUUCUGAUUACCUGUCAUAGAAUUGGAGUCAAAAGUUGAAAUUUUUGACAGUUCCAAGAAAUAGAGGUUGCUCAAAACAUUCUUUGAGUGGAGUUUAGGAGGUUGCUCAAAACAUUCUUUGCGUGGAGUUUUGGCGGUUGCUAAUAUAUUUAAUAUAGUCUAUAGAGUUUAACUAGGCUGUCAAAAUCUUAGGUGUUGCUCUCAAGAUACAAAUGGCGGACAUGAGGUCUAGGUCACCCUGUUUACUGAUUAAAAUAGGGAUAUAAAUAAAUAGUUUAGACUAAGUCAAAGUCACUUGUACCUACUUUUAGUUCCAUUUCGUAUCAGAAAAAUGACUUCCUGUAAGAAUAUUCCACUUCGUCAAGAAAAAAUUAAAAAUUCUGAAGAUUACUAGAUAAUAAAAUCCUGACGAUUGCUACAUGAUAAAAUCCUGAAGAUUAUUUGGUAAUACGUUCUCUGAAAACCGUAUUCUGAGAUCAGUAGUGGAAAAAACCACGGAAACUUCAGUCAAGUUGGUAUAAGUUUAGAUUAAUGAAGAGUUAUUUUAACCUCUGUUUCUUUCUAUAUUGAUGAUUCUUUUUUUUUUUCUUUCCUUUUAUUGGUUUCUGGCACUUAUUAAAAUUCAUUGACUAUCAUGUUCACUUUCAUGGAACACAGUUACCAUUGAUGUUUUUGUUUCCAUACGUUUUCUCUGUUAAACAUUAGAAGUAAAUAGAAAUAAUCUGGGAGAGUUGCAAUUGAAGAUUUGCUCGUGAUAAUCAUUGGUUUUAUUGCAAUGUUAUUUUAACUUUAACAAGGAUGGUGGGUUUAUGUUGAUACCUUCCUUCACUUCCAAAAAUCAAACUUAAGCUGUCAAAACAAUAUCACAAAUCAAAAUAGUUUAAGAAAACAAUGUGUUCAAGAUUGUGUUCAUAAAAGUGAAUAACGAACUUGCAUCAGAUACAUUUUAAUGCAAAGAGAAACACUCGCUUUUGUUAAAUGCUAGCAAACACUCUGGGCAGUGAGGACAUAUUUGGAUCAUAUUGCCUAGAAAAGGUACUUGAAUCACGGUAUAUUUCCGAAUUUAGACUUGCAGACAGUUUUAAACAUGGGAUUGAAGCUCCGUCAAAACAUAAAAGCAUUAUAACUAUUUAAAAAAUUUAAAUCCUUGAUAAUCUGAUUACAAGCCAUUUUUUCUGCAAAGUUGUCAAAGUUGAUUGAAAUAAAAUGCAUUGCAUAAUUUCAUUAAUGCUCAAAGUUAAUGGAUGUCAUUAUUUAUCUUAUACUAAUUCAGAUUCAUCAGCAGACUUUGAGAGCUUUUUGACAAACUUUAGGAAAGAACUUUUUGGAAAAAGAGCCAGUCGAUCCAUGUAAUAAUAAUAGCAGUAAUUUAUUACAAAAUUCUAUUCCCCUCAAAUUUUCUUUAUCCGCAUUGCAAAAUUCAUACAACCUGUACUUUAUCCUCUUAAAACAUUAUCAUUUUACGUGUAUCAAAAAAACUAGUAGACAAAUAAAAUGCAAUUUUCAAGUCAUUCA
Molecule: messenger RNA, 4179 nt
Organism: Bemisia tabaci
Lineage: Eukaryota; Metazoa; Arthropoda; Insecta; Hemiptera; Aleyrodidae
Product: tektin-3
Biological process (GO): cilium movement involved in cell motility; cilium assembly
Cellular component (GO): microtubule cytoskeleton; nucleus
Source: RefSeq, a predicted model, not a curated record